Molecule: messenger RNA, 390 nt
Organism: Schistosoma guineensis
Lineage: Eukaryota; Metazoa; Platyhelminthes; Trematoda; Strigeidida; Schistosomatidae
Source: the annotation of a GenBank genome assembly
AUGUCGUCUAAGGUUAAAGUUUUUACUCUUGAAGAUGUCAGAAAACACAAUAAGCCAGAUGAUCUUUGGAUUGUGAUUCACGAUAAAGUAUACGAUUUGACAAAGUUCGCGUCUGAGCAUCCAGGGGGUGAAACUGUAUUAGAACAACAAGCGGGAGAUUAUGGUACCGAACCAUUUGAAGAUGUAGGACACUCAUCAGAUGCUCGCGAAAUUAUGGAGCAGUACUAUAUAGGCGAUAUAGCACCUGCCGACCGUGAACGAAAAAGUAAAUUCACCUCUUCAUUCACACUAAAGAAAGUAGAUAAUUUUAGCUUCACCAGAUGGUCUGGAUUACUUAUUCCAAUUGGUGUUGUAGUAGUAGCGAUCAUUGUGUAUAAAUGUUUCUUAUAA